CGUCGGUUCAUUCGUUCGCGCGCCGGCGUGGCGUACGUGUCGCAUCAUGGAUUGUGUCUUUGUGUUGUGAUUGUGUUAAAGUGACUGUGGAAGCAUGAUGCCUCUCGCACCGACACCUGUGGUCGCGGUGCCAUCGAAACCGAAAAUUGGAUUUAGUAUAGACAGUAUUGUGGGUGCUGAGAAACAAACUUCGCCGCCGCUCGGCAGUCCCGGGUCGCCUUCUCCCGUCGCUUCACCCCGGAGUCCGUCUCCGAGACCAUUAUUGCGGCCUAGCGCGUUACCAGCUAUGUUUCCUUCGCCUGAGCUGAAGAGGCUACCGUAUUUAGACGCUCAAACCCAUCACCACCAGUUCUUAGCGCAUUUUCAAGGCGCGGCGCUAGCUGCGGCCCUCGCUCAUCAGCAGCAAGGGUUUGGGGCGCCCCUACCUCCGCACCCACCUCCUCACCCCACGGCCCCGGUGCCCAGGGAGUCGUAUCAGCUGUACCCGUGGCUAAUCAAUAGGCAUGGAAGGAUUUUCCCGCAUAGAUUUCCUGGAGGGCCAGACAUCCCCGGUUUCCUACUGCAGCCCUUCAGAAAACCGAAGAGAAUCAGAACAGCCUUCUCACCUUCACAACUUCUUAAAUUGGAGCAUGCAUUUGAGAAGAACCAUUAUGUGGUCGGAGCAGAAAGAAAACAGCUGGCACAGGCCUUGAGCUUGACAGAGACACAGGUAAAAGUGUGGUUUCAAAACAGAAGAACAAAGCAUAAAAGAAUGCAGCAAGAAGAAGAAGCAAAGACUGGCAAGUCUAGUUCCUCUGGCAACAAGCCUGAUGAGCAUUUCAACAACUCAUACGAUGAAGAUGAAGAACUAAUAGAUAUGGACAUGGAUGACCUUAGUGAAAGUGAAAAUGAAACGUAAAGUGAAAUGGACACUAAAGACUUGUAAAUAUGGUUGUAAAUUAAUUGUAUCGUAGAUAAAACAAUUCUACUUAUUUAUUAAUUGGAUAGUUUUUUAAAGACUCGAAAAUGGUAACCGUUCGAACCUAUUAUUUUAUUGUGUAAUGGUCACGCGCCCAGAUCCUAUGGCGCUGUAUUUUUAUGACCUUUUUAUGGAACUAAUGAAAAAUUCCAUUAAAAUAAUUUUAAUAUUUACUACGUGUUAAAUAUGCGCGUACAUAAAUAUAUGUAAAAGUUUAUCUUUUACAACCUAUAAAAUAUAUACCAGCAUAUUUUUUAUUUAAAUACAUCAUUUAUUAUAACAUCUAUAAAUGCUAGCCAUUAUUUUUUUCAGAAGUAUAAGUUAAAAUAUACCUAAACAGUAUUCGUGCUGGACCACAAUAUGAAAUGAAAUUGAUAAAAUAUCUAUAAUUUUGUAUCUAACGACUCUAUUGAUUUCAUAAUAUUAUAUAGCGGUUAUAAAUUAAUUAAAUUAUAAUAACAUUCAUAAAUCGAUUUAAAUUCCAAAUAAAUCACACUUUACUAAGCGUCAUAUACUUAAAGCAUGUCAUUAAACUACAAAAUGGCCUCUUGUUAGCGCGUCAGAAUUAUUAGAUAAAGAAAUUGGCCGCAGUAUAAUAGUUUUGGGAUUAAAUUAAUUAAAAAUGCCUCCUUUGAUGCGUUCAAUGAUGUGGGUUUAAUUAGACAGUUUGAUUUUUAACGCUGAUAGUUGGUAGAGAGAGAGGGCAUGAAAUGUCAAAAUGGUAGAGCGGGAAACCAUAAACUAUAGAUGGAGGCGAUUAAGUGCGUCGUUUGUGGGCCUAUUAUUAAGAGGUGCGUUCAGAAAUGGUAUCAAGGUUUGGGAUCACAUUCAGUAAUUGCUCGCGACGAAAUAAAAUUGUUUAUAAGCUGUUGAUAGCUAGUUCGGUUAUUUGUCCAAGAGUCUGAUAAAUAUCGUUACUUUCACGCGUGUGAUACUAUUGUCUUUGGUAGAUGAAUUUUGUUUUGUCUUAUUGUCUAUUGAUACCGCGAUGUCCGUUGCCAUGUUUAUACAGAUAGCAACUAAUUCUCAAAGUGGUUUCUACUUAAUACGGCUGAACUGUACCACAUUUACUUAAACGAUUUUGCAAAAGAAACUUUACGAUUAAAUCAAAACUACAUGUUUCGAUCAAUGUGGUGGUUUUUUAGUUGUUUCCAUUUAAAAGCGGCAGGAGAGGUUGUUCAAUAAUAAUAUGUUCGUAUAAAAAGCUCAGUUCUACACAAAAAGCUCUUUAUUUAACAUUACCACCCACAUGUAAAACACAGUAAAAGAAUCGCAUUUUAAUUGCGUCCGUGCGAUACGGAGUUGAAAAUUAAUCGUUUAAUUUGAAGUCGACUGAGCGUGGGAGCUUGUAAUACCUAUUGUUCCUUGAAUUCGCAAAAACUUAAAUAUUGCACUUUUUAAAAUUAGCAAAUUUUGUGAAUUUCUAAUUUUGUAAAAAAAAAUCUAAUUUCCACGUUUUUAAUGAAAAUUCCACACGUUAGAUCAGGUUAUCUUAAUUAAGUAUUCCUUCUGGUACCUAUUUUCUUUUUCUUUGUCCAUAUGAAACUUUUCAAGAUAAUAGACUAACAGAUUUUACUAAAAUUAAAUAAAUUAACGAGCACAUAAUCUUUCACUUUAAUAUCGAUGUACCUAUCAGCAAUCAGUAUUGCUAUUUCUUUGUCUAUACCUGGUCGUUGUCAUAGACCCAUAUAUAGACAGUUCAGUAAUCAUAACUGAAAUCCAGCAUGUUAGUCUUUAUGCAUCUGAUAUAUUUAAUCUAUGGAACGGACCGAUUACGCGCGUAAUUUGUACUUUCUUUUCCGUCCUUUGUUCGGUGAUUUACGGAUCUCAGAUUACUUUAUUGAUUGCGAACUCCUGGGCCUCACCUGCUAAUAACUUGUAUGUGGUUUUAAGUGCGUUUAAUGUAAAGAAUGAAUAAUAAGCACUGAACAAUUUGAUUUAUCGGGUUUUAACGUUAUCUAAAUAAAUCAUUUGGUGCGUGCCUUUUCAAUUUUUUUUUGGUAUAAUUCUUAAACUAUUUUCAGUAUUGCAAGACAUGAUAUAUGUAUUAGACAUCAAAUUUAAAGUUAAACAGAGUUAUUAAAAAUAAAUAAAAUUAUAUCGGUCGUAUAACAAUGAUAUUUUCAAAAAAUAUCUAUAUAAGGAAUCAUGAUAUGUAGGUACAUUACCUACCCUAUCACAUUGCAUAUGUCACUUGUUUUUCCAUCUUCAGAUAUUUCCAGAGAUUGUCGGAAUGAGAAAUAAAUACCUAAAGCCCCGUCUAUUGUACCAUAGCUCAUAGAUUUUCAUUUUCAGCUCAAUUAAACGUAAACCGAUAUUGAUUAGCGUUUUUUAUUACUGCUUAUUCAUUAACUGUUUCCGAUUAUCAGGCAUGUCGAUAUUUUAACGAUCUAUUCAAAAGCGACUCGAUUUUUAAUUACAUACAUCUCGAUUGACUUUAAUUUACUGAUUAAGGAACAUUAUUCCUUUAUUGGAGAAAAAUUGCACGGAAUUAAAAACGAAUAAUCGAUUUUUAUGGAUUGCGCCGCGAUGCGAAUCGAAUAUUUAUCGAUUCUCUGGAAAUUCGGGAGGCUUAUAAAUAAAUUGGGGAUAAAGUGUCUUAAUAUGUGUAUCGGAAUUUUCAUUGCUGUUUUUAGUGUUUAAUGCGGUUGGGAAAUUUGAGGCCAUUAUUUGAGUUCCAGGCGUAUUUUGCUUCUUAAAAAGGAAGCCGAUUUCGAUUUAAGGACUAAAUAAGACAGUUGACGAAGAAAUAAAUUAUGAAACAAAGGGUGAAUUGAUAUAUAAUCCUAGUAUUGAUAUGGUAUAAUUAUACACUAAGAUUAUAGAAUGAUUGUGUUCUGUUUGGUACCACCAAAAACCACAUCCACUUAUGUUCUACAUAGCUACAGUCAUCUAAUAGAUGAAAUUACAUUUCUAACUUCAAAUUCACGAACAUUCAACUGCCACCGUGGUUCAGUAAAAGACUAGAUACUAAAUGGAGCUUACAGCUGGAUUUAGUUGAAGUAUUGCAGGAAAAUAUUAAAAUUUAUAAAUUAAAUAAUAGGUUCGAUCGCAUAAUAAAAUAUCCUGUCAUAAUAUUGUUAUUAAUACCCUCGUUACUUCGCUCAAAAACUAGUAUUAAGACUGUUCCUUUAGUCUAUUCCAUAGAUAUCAUUAAUAUUUAGAGAAUUUAUAUGCAAAUUAUGGCCUAUUUCUUCGUCAGUUAUAACCAGUAAUAUGAACUCUGUGAAAGAUAAAAGACGCUGGCACGUAAAUUUUAUCUUUGUUUUUGUAGAUCUGUGGUCUUAUAAAAAAAAUAUUGUUUUUUCAUAAAUCAUUUAUUAAUUUUAUUUUUAAGAGCAGAUCUCUACUGUAAAAUUUCUGUAAAAGUUACUCUGAAAACAAUAUUUAACAACAAUUAAAGUCAAUUUGUUUUUUUUAAAAUGAUGACCAGAUAUUAUUUUAAUUGGUAAUUAAAGAGUUGUAUGAACUAUGGUAAUAACUUUAAUUAUAAAGAAAUAUUCGGACAUAAUGGCCAAACCUGUAAAGUCUAGCUUUUUUAGUCAUAAUAAUUAGAUUAACGUGAUUUUCAUUUAUGAAGAAUGUAUAUAAAUAUUUAUUUUUACGUACUUAAACUUUGACACAUUUUUUGUCGUUUUCGACUAAAUUCAAAAUGCUUAAUGUAUAAAUUCUAUUUUUAAUUUAUUGUAUUGUUUUUUCUAAGAAACUAAAAUAUCUGCUAUUAUAUCAAUAAAAUCGUUCCUUAUCGGUUUUUCUGCCAUAGAAUUGUAAAUAAACUAGAUUAUGUGUACAUUAGUUGUAUAUAUGUGUGUUAGUCGUGUAUGUGUGUAUAUCACGAACCGGAUUCAGUUUAUCAUAGUUAUUUAAUGAACGAGUGAUACAAAAUAUAUGUUUUUACUCAUUUA
Molecule: messenger RNA, 4863 nt
Organism: Pieris napi
Lineage: Eukaryota; Metazoa; Arthropoda; Insecta; Lepidoptera; Pieridae
Product: homeotic protein empty spiracles-like
Exons: 3
Coding region: 95-898 (267 amino acids)
Biological process (GO): neuron differentiation; brain development; central nervous system development
Molecular function (GO): DNA-binding transcription factor activity, RNA polymerase II-specific; DNA binding
Source: RefSeq, a predicted model, not a curated record